This is a messenger RNA of Effrenium voratum, 2153 nucleotides long. Lineage: Eukaryota; Dinophyceae; Suessiales; Symbiodiniaceae. The record is from the annotation of a GenBank genome assembly.
GUUCAAUCCACCGUGGCCGUCCCUCGCCAUGAGCCAUGGAGGGGGAGGUCUUGGAGGCAUUGCGGAGGCUUUACAGCGGCGACGCCUCUGCGAGCUGUGCACUGGAGGCGUUCCAGAACUCCCCAGGCGCGCUGGAGGUUUCUGCGAAGCUCCUGCAGUCCACCUCUCCGGAGGUCCAGUUUUUUGGAGCCUCGACGAUCCAGCGCAUCGUCAGCCUCACGCGAGAGACCAUCAGGUCUCAGAUAUCGAUUGGCUGCUGUCGGAGGCGGCGCGGCUUCCGGGCCCCGCGCGGCGCCAGCUCUGCGCCGCCGCGGCGCUCUGCGGCGCCUCGGCGGGCCACGCGGCGCAGCGGCUGGCGGGGGACUGGGAGGUGGCCCUGGAUUUGCUGCUGGCGCUGCCAGACGCCGGGCCUGCUGGGCAGUGGCCGCAGGUUCCGCUGCAGCUGCACCAGCUGCUGGGCCGUGGCCGCGACGAGGACGUCUUCCGCUGCGGGGCAAAGUUCCCUGCAAGCCUCGAAGGCAUUUGGCCCAGCUUGGAGCAAGCUGUGCGAGGAGGCUUUGCACUGGACUGCACGCAUUUACCUCCAGCCGCUGGCUUGCGGUUGAGAGGCUGCGCGCUCGAAGCCUUGCAGAAGGGCCAUUUAAGCGCCGACGUCAGCAUGCUGUUGGAGCUGCCUAGCUCGGGACUGGAUUUGUUGGACGCAGCGGAUUUUCUCUUGCGUGCGGCGGACGUCGCUGCGCGGCUCGCCUCCCUGGAGCUUUGGUCGCGGCUCUUGUCGCAGCUGAAAGCCACCGCGCCGGGCGAGCGGCGCAGCGCCUUCGCGCGCUUCAGUGACGGCGUAUUCCUGGGCGCGCUCUGGCAAGAUGACGCGAGUGAAGAUGUGGAGGCGCUGCGGGAGGGUCUCUGGAGCCUGGCUCAGAACUGGCAGCUUACGCCGGAGCGCCCCACCCUGCUGGAAGCUGCCCAGCAGAAGCUGCAGGGGGACUGGCGUGAAGUGGAGGUGGCACUUUGGCUCUUCGCCAAGUAUGCGAAGAGGAGGCCGGCCGGAGAGCUGCGGCCAGCAGUGCAGGCAGCAGUGAUGAUCCUCGAGAAGCUACGCGGCGCUUCCGGAUACGAAAUGCUCCUGGAGUCCGCCUGUGAGCUUCUAGCUGCGGCCCCCUGCAAGGAGGCCUUGCCGCUGCUCCUGGCCCGGCCUUCGCCAGCGCCUACGCCUUCGCGCACGUCGGCGCCGAAGGUGCUGAAGGCGCUCAGGGCCUGCGCAGCCUGCCAUGGCGUGGACGAAGGCUUGGCGCAGCAGCUGCAGCACCGGGCGCUAGAGGGCGAGGUAGAGUUGGUGCCCGCCGCAGCGCAGCUCACACAGGAUGUGCGGUCCUUGGCGCAGCAGUGGGCGCGGCUGUGCGCCGAGGCCAGCCCAGCCCAGCUGCCGCCGCGGGCCAGGGCGCUGGUGUCCUGCAUGAUCAGGCCCGAGCUGUGCCAGCUCUGGUGGCGGGAUUGCCAACAACUCCUCGCCUAUUUGCCGCCAGAAGACCAGGUGCACUACGCCUGCCGCGUGGCGGACUUCGCGUCUGUCUCUGGGCCUUUGCUUGGGCCUGCCUGCGAAAUCUGGCAGGCGGUUUGGCCCCGUGCUGAGGGCGAUGAGGACAUGGUGGCUGCCUUGGAGCAACUGGUUCAGGCCUCUGCCCGCAGCUCUACGGUGGCGAAGCAGCCGCUCCUGCAGCUGGCACAGAGCUUGGAAGUACAUGCCUCCGGCUGGGCACCCCAAGUUGUCAGUGCGGCGCUGGGCGCUGUCGAGGCCUCGGUGGCCCCCUGCGGCGCGAAUGCCUGGCCGCUCACCGCGGAGCUGGUGCCAGUCUACGGCCAUGUGAUCCGUUGCGCCGCCUCCAUCUCUAGCUGUCAGCCGGUGCCGGCCUUGUCCUUGAUCGGCGCCUUGGCCUCCGACCCCAGCUCCGCCCUGGGCCAAGAGCUGCGGCAGCAGCUGUUGGGCCAGGAGCCCGCCGUGCGGCUUCUCAUGUCCAAGGCGGAGCCUGGCCGCGUGACGGAGCGCAUCGCCGCGGCAUUGGGAUUGUGAAAGAGAAACCCAGGGCGAGCCAGCGCUUUUUGGAGGCGACACGCGUUGUUGGAUGCCCACUCAGUGGGGCUGCCUUUGCGAUAGU